Molecule: messenger RNA, 2913 nt
Organism: Acanthochromis polyacanthus (spiny chromis)
Lineage: Eukaryota; Metazoa; Chordata; Actinopteri; Pomacentridae
Product: helix-loop-helix protein 2-like
Exons: 2
Coding region: 635-1006 (123 amino acids)
Biological process (GO): regulation of transcription by RNA polymerase II
Molecular function (GO): RNA polymerase II cis-regulatory region sequence-specific DNA binding; protein dimerization activity; DNA-binding transcription factor activity, RNA polymerase II-specific
Source: RefSeq, a predicted model, not a curated record
UAUUCCGUCCAUGAAGUGAGCCUUUAUUAGUCGGCAUCGCUCGGAUCUUAUCUCGCAUAUGACACUCGCUGGAAGAAGGGAAAGGAGCGGGGAUUAUCCGCGCACUGCCUUCCGAUCCGCCGCUUCCUCCCACGGAGAGCCUCGCUUAUCUCGCCCCUUUAUCUCCCAUCUUCCACGGGCGGAUGGAGCAGUAGCCCCGGCUGCACUUUCUCCACUAUCUGCCCAUCUCCUCUAUUGUCUCUCCGUCGCUGGGAUCACACGGGGGCAGCGCUGAUCCCCCCCGAUCAUCAGCAUCCUUAUCAGCUGCUCUCAUCAGCACCACACUCCGGGACUGCGUUUAUUUAUUUAUUUUUCCCUCCCCCUCCUCUUUUAUAUUUUGAUCAGCAGAAAUAUUUCCAUGCUUGACCCCAAGUUGCAAGCCGAAAAAGAAAAAAGUCGAACAAGUCUUGUUUCUCCGCGUUCCGGUGAAGCUCCAUCCUCUGAAACCCCUCAUGGCUGGAAUAAUAUGAGUUCAUUUGGAGUUGAAGCUCCGCUCAAGAGCGUUUUUUAAAGUUCAUUCCAAGAAAAUAAAUUACCUCCAAACUCUUUGUCAAGGUUCUUUAGGAGGAGUGACUGCCAACACCGGAGAAUAAAAAUGAUGCUGAGCCCGGACCAGGCUGAGGCGGAUCUCUCCUGGACUCAGUCCGACCCGGAGACGAUCCUCAACGGCCUCAAGUCGGCCGGCUGCGCCUCGGACGAGCCGGCGGAGGGCGAGGACAGGACCAAGUGCAAAGCCGAGCAGCCCCUGAGCCGAGAGGAGAAGAGGAGGCGGCGGAGGGCCACGGCCAAAUACCGCUCGGCCCACGCCACCAGAGAGAGGAUCCGGGUGGAGGCGUUCAACGUGGCCUUCGCGGAGCUGAGGAAAUUACUGCCCACCUUGCCCCCAGACAAGAAACUCUCCAAGAUCGAGAUCCUCAGACUGGCUAUAUGCUACAUCUCCUAUCUCAAUCACGUGCUGGAUGUGUAGAAGUGACCCCCUAAAAACACACAAACACACACAGAGACGGUUUGGUUCGGAGGCUGGACUCAGAGCGCACGCUGGGCGUAAUUUGGGUAUGGCAAGGUUGGCACUGAGGGGCUGAUGGAGGAGGUUGUAAAGCAGAUGAGCUGCAUUUUUAAAUUUGCACAGUUGAUAUUUUUGUGCAAGCAUUUUCAAUAUGUCAUUUUAAUGUGGCAAAAAUAGGAAUUUUAGGAUUUAAAGCAGCAGCCACAACUCUUUCUUGUGUGCGCUUUUACGCACACAUCCAUUCCUGAAUGUUAAAAAAAGGCAAAACCACAUAUUUAUAAAACAGCUUUCUGCUAAUUGGCUGCUGUAAAAUGUUAUUGGCUCACUUUACAAACAGAUAAAUCGAUCUAACACCUGCGACAUGAGCUCUCAUUUCUGCUAAACUGCAAAUCUUUUAAGUUGUAACGACAAAAACGCACCAUAUGGAGCAAAAUCGGUUCCAUCAUUUCUCCUAUAAAUUGACCCGCCUUGCUGCCCUGAUGCUGGGACUUUGCCACAUCUCAUAGCUGAGUUACUCCCUCAGUGUGACUCCACGUUGUAAAGGUGCAGAGUUGUGGGGAUAAAAGUGCUCCGAAAAGCCUCAACUUUCCCGUCCAGACCGCUCACUGAACAACCAGCGACAAGCGCCGAGCCGUUUGAGCUGUUGGAUGCAAUAAUGAGAUUUUUUUUUUUUUUCCCGGAUCUCCAGUGGGGGAAGAAGGUUCUGUCAGAGCCCCGCAGGCUCCCAGGUCUCCUUCCUAAAAGUCAUGUAGUGGAGGAUAGAAAAUGUGGAUUCAGCAGCAACAAGAUCCAAACAAGAAUCUUUCCAUUUUAAUUCGAUUUUUCCACAUUUACUCAACACCAUCAAUGAUGUUUAUUCGAUUUUAAUUCAUAUCAUUCAUACAUUUCUGCCUAAAAAACACCCUCCCUUUUAUGCCAAUCUGAUUAAACAACACUGGGGGCAUUUUUUCACAUCGAAAUGAAAGGAUGUAAACGAGAUAGCUGCUUUAGAAUCUAGCUUAGUUUUCCGCAAAGGAAGAAAAAAAUAUUCAAUGCGUAAGUGCCACUUAUGACAUAUAAAAUUGUGACCUUAAUCAUUUUUUUUAAAGUGUAUGGAAUAAUUUAUUUAAUUGUGUUGAUAUUUAAGGCUUAUUUAUUUCUGUUGAUAUCAUAGGCUGGCGUCUUUCUGUAUAAAUGUAUAUCGUUUGUUGCUUCUAUAUUUUAGGCUGUGAAAUUGAACUUGGAAAGUGAUGGUGUUCUACUCUUAAAAAUGGCACUUUCUGUUAAAUCCAUAGCAUAACUUAUUCGUUUUGAUGUAUGUUUGAUGUCUCUUUUGGUUUUCAUUGUCUGUUGUCUUUGAAAAAGCAACGAUAAGCACUUCAAGGUGGGCUCAGUGGCCCCAGAUGAUCCCUAAAAUGAGUGAAGAAGAAUUGGGCUGCUAAUUUUAAAUAACGACAACAAUAAUAAUAAUUUUAAAAAAAAACACUUUCACUGACAGAAUAAUGUCAUAACACCAAGGGGUUAUCAUCCAACCUCUUUUUUCUUCUGCUGUGACCAAAAAAAAGAAGGAAUUAUUUCGAAAAAUAGUCUGAUUUAUUAUCUUCGAUGUGUUGAUGUUAUUUAUUUGCUUUCUUUGAUUAAUUGGGUUAUUUAUUUGUCUCUGCUUUGUAUUACAAAAAUUCAAUAUGUAAUUUUAUAGUGCAAGGAAAGAAAAAAACCUAUCCUCUAUCCAAAGAUUUUUUGUCUCUUCAGGGUUGUGUAGCUACUUGUUGCUUUAUGCAGAUCUUUUGUAGUAGAGGUAUCGUGUGACAGCUGGUUUCUAAUGGACAAACUUUUUCAUAUUUUCCGGUGUUAUUUUUAAUUAAAAAUGAAAUACUGAAAAAAGAAAA